Molecule: messenger RNA, 7267 nt
Organism: Drosophila eugracilis
Lineage: Eukaryota; Metazoa; Arthropoda; Insecta; Diptera; Drosophilidae
Biological process (GO): protein phosphorylation
Cellular component (GO): nucleus
Molecular function (GO): protein kinase activity; ATP binding
Source: RefSeq, a predicted model, not a curated record
CCAGAGAUCAACAAAGAUCAUGAAAUUAAUGGAAAACUAAACUGAAUUAAAAACGCAAUUAAAGUCGAAUGCGAUAGACAGAGAUUGGAGAUGCAUCUCUUAAAUUUAGAUUGCAAAUUCAAUUUGCAUGGCUGACCGAGGUUUCACUGUACUGGCACUAGCGUCACACGUACUGUGUACUAGGUAUAACGCCCGGCUGCGCCAAUUUACGUGCGUCGUCGUCUAUUCGUUAAAAAUAAAAACAGAUUUCGAACGGAACAGAGAAAGGCAGGGUAAAAGAUGCCCAAUGAACCCCACCGAGAUAUCACACAUCAGCCAAAGCGAUCUCUCCAGGGAUAUAUUCAUAUAUAUGCUAUAUUCACAUCGCAAUAUAUCUAGGGCAAGGUGCAGGUCUUCUUUGGCUAGAAUCGCAAGGGGGUUAAGGGGCAGUUUUCGGUGAGGCGGCGCCGCGAUCAAUGAGCUCAUUGCUGUUUACGAUUUGUAAUUUAUAUAUGCUCUACAUUAUAUAUACCAAAACAAAUUGGGGGUGCUAUAUACGCUUGUACCCACAUAUAAGUCGGAUGUAUAUGGGCGCCAAAAGGAAAAGUCUUUGGUCGAAUGACGACCAUUGGUACAAUUAGUAAGUCAAGUCGUCGGGCAUUUGCCAAAAUGCCAAUGAGACAUUGACAUUGAGCGUGCGAUCGAUUGUUCCGAUCCGAUCUGAUCCGAAUAGAACCAAUACGAGCUGAUCCGAUUAUGCGCAGGUUUCCUUUGGGGCCACUAUUGGCAGCCUCGCGAGUCUUGCCCAGCUAGUCGAACCCAACGCAAUUCGAGGGAAUCGCCAGUGCAAUAUUAGAUAACCGAGUAUUUUUUUCCCCUUGGGAUCCAGAAAGAAAACUGACAAGGUACCGGAGAGAUCACCAUCCCCAGCCUACGGAAUGUCCAACGAACUCAGCGAACUAAUCGCCCUCGGGUGUCCAGAUCUCACGGCCCAAAAGCGUGAGGGCGGAAGCACCCAGGUGGAGUUGAUUCUCAACACAGAGCGCCGCUUAAGCAUUAAACAGAUGACAGCCACGGAUUUGGCCACCUUACGGGCAGCAGCUGCCGCUGAAGCUGAGGCCAGAUCCCGAGCCCAAGCGGAGGCGGAAGCUCGGGCAAUUGCCCAGGAACAGUUGCGGCAGGCCCGCGAGGCCGAGUCCAAGGCCAGAGCACGUGCUGCCCUCGAGGUGCAGGCCCAGCUACAACGGGUGAUGGAGAGCGAGAAGCGCAGGGAGCAAGAGGAACAGGAGAAGCGUGAAAGGGAACAGACGGAUGAAGAGGAGGAUGAAGUCGAAGAAGAGGAGCUGGCCAAAGGUUCGCUUCCAACCAAUUCUGGCCCAAGGGAACGCAUUACUUCGUUACCCAGCAACAUUGACGAUGCAAUGGAGAUGCACCUAUUAAAUGUGUCCCAGCCAAAGGCCUCAUCCAAAGAUGAUUCCCCGCCCCAGAAGAGUACAUCCCACCUGGCCGACUCCAUUGAGCUGCUACGAAUGCAGCGAGCUGCUCGUGAUGCGCGUUCCCAUAAUCGCACCCGAGAACGGUCCAUUUCACCAGAGCGUAAUCAUGAAAGAAGUGCAGCUCCUGAUCGCCUCCAGAGUUCCGCCAGUAUGACCAGCUUGGACUCGGCCAGUAUCAGUGCCUCGGCUUCAAGACAGCCCAGCAAAGCAGCCAGUCGACGCGGAAGCACAUCUAGUGCCACUGGAGUGGAACCACCUGUAGCACCAGUGCCACAGGCAUCUAAAUUUCCCCUCACCAAGACGGUAUCAGCGCCUAAUGUGAUGAACCGACGGCGUAGUAGCCUCACCUCGCUUUUUCCUGGACCAUCACCUUUGGUGGCACCCGAGCCAUCUCUGCACACCGAUCCCGAUCCGAAGGUUCAACAACAGAUAGAAGAGGAUCAUCGCCGCGGGCGAAUGGACGAUGGUUACCGUGAGAUACCCAGUGGAAAAAUGGUGCAUCGAACCAAGACACCACCACCGGUGGGCACCAAUCUGGGAGUGAGCCUAAAGCGCGUAACAGCGCCCAGUGGAUCGAUAACUAUAAAGCCCAAAGAGUCACCCAUGCUUGGAGUGGUUCUUCGUAGAGUUGAGAAGAAAGUUGUGCCGCAGAAGAGCAUUCUGGACGAUGAUAAACCAUUGUACCACUUCUCCAUAGUGCGCAGUGAUAACAAGGAACAUGUGCCUGCCCAACCUAAACCUAAACCCAAGCCUGCUCCUGUCAAGCCAAGUCCUGGUGGCAUUCUCACAGGACCUCAAGUGAUCCGUACCGCACCCAAACAACCGGUGCCCGUUAAGCCGCAGCGUCCCAUGCCCGGUGUUCCCAUCACAAUAACCAAGAUCGAGGGCGAUAAGAUCAUCAUUAUUAAAAAGAUCGUAGUGCCGAAGAACAGUAAGAUACCGGAGCAGUAUCUACAGAUGAGUGAAGAUGCCGGCAAGCCAGCAGUUACAGUGCCCCCAGCGGUUUCCUCCUCCACCGCCCAGUCACCAAACCUAAGAACAAAAGAGGAAUCUCAACCAGCUAUGCAGAAACCGACGCCACCACCGGCCAGUGGCCAGCAGUUUUUCCAGGUGGUCUCCCCGCAGUUUGCUUCGGUGCUGUCGUCCAGCAUUCCGGAGAGCAAGUGCGGAGUUCGUUCACCGAUCUCCUCACCGUUGGCUAUCCGGAAGAGUCGACCACCUCUACUGCCGGCCAGUCCCAAAUCUACGCCUCCACUACCAAGGAAGCAUCACCCACUUGCCUACAAUGCGGCCACGGGAACGAUCAGCAGUGCCUCAGUGGGAGCUUUGCCUUCCCGUUUAAUGGCCACCAUUGCCUCGAGUCCGGCUUCGAGUAUAUCGCUGUCCUCCUGUAGUUCCCCAUCUUCCUCCCCACCACCUCCAGUUCCAUGUCGGGCUCCCAAGAAUGCCAAACACACUGCAGCUGUUGCUCCUCCUCCGUCUAACGAAAUCAGUCUAGACAAGUUGCUACAACAGCAACAGGAGCUGGAGGAAAAAUCGGCGGCAGCCACUAACAGUGCCAAGUUGGAUGCGAAUUUCUACGAUGCCGAGAUAGAGAUGAUGAACAAGUAUUUAAAGAGCUUGCCCGACUACAGCGAGUUGGACAGAAAGCUGCACCAGGAAUUCCAGGAAUGUGAAGAUCUAUACGACAGGAUCAAGCGGCAGCAGCAGCCAUUGGCCAAAUCCAAUUCGCAGCAGUCGGUGACGAAGGGUGCACCUGGAACAGGAGUACCAGCAAUCUCUUCCGGCUUAUCCAAGUCGUCCUCAAUUAACUUUGCCCAGAAUCCCAGUAGUCGAGGAGCUGCUCCGCGUAUGGCCUAUCCCUCCAUAUUUUCACAGUCUGGUGGCGAGCCGAAGCUGCAGCGCAGCAUUUCCAGCUCCAAUAUGCCACUAAGUACGCCGACUCCAAUGCGUCCGUUGCCGGCAAAGAAUGGAUUGCAAAGUGGCUCCAAUCUGUCCCUUAACAAGCAGUUGAUGAACGAAUUCUGGAGCGAGAAUCUUACCAGUUCCCAGAAACGGCAAACUCCGAAGCGAACCUUUUGGAACUAUGAGAAGAUCUGUGGAGCCCAGUUGGGUGAUGCCGGACAACCGUUUAAGGUGGAUGCCAAGACAGCCAAGAAACUAGCUAUAUUUGAUCCCACGGUGGCGGAGGCGGCUCAAAAGGAACUACAGCGUCCUCAGCAGACGCAGGUGCCUCAACAUCACCCCCACAAGUUGCAGAAGAAUGCCUCCCUCUCGCACUUGGAUCUAAAGGUGCGUCAGGCGGUGACCAAGGACGAUCUCUACAAGCUGAUUUGCAACGAGCAAUCUCCCUCGGCUGGAACGAGUUUUGUGAGCAGAGUGCCGGUCAAGCAGCAACCUCCAGCACAGCAGCAACAGGCCCUCCCGAAGAGCAUGUCAAUGACACAUGUCCCUGGUGGUGGUCAACCCAUCGGAGCUCCUUUGAUGCGGACUGCUAGUCGCACGCAUAUACCGUGCUAUAUGAAGAAUCUACCUUCGUUGAGCAGGAGCACCUCGAACUCUGCGAUACUUAUGUCACAGCCACGCAAGGACCCUCCGCCGAGGGAGCCACCUAAGGCUGCACCACCACCUCUUGCCCUAACUACUGCUCCGCCGACUGUAAGCAAACCCAGUGGGGUUUUGAAGAGCUCCAGCAGUUCCUGUGUCCCUUCGCCACGUUGCGCUGCCGCCUUCUUCCGUCGACCGCAGGAAAACAACCUCCAGCAACAGCAACAACAGCCACUGCAGAAACCACAACAAGUGGCACCAAUCGAGGAAUCUGGGCCAGGGGAUUCGGCAUCUCUAGAACGCAAAUCGGAGAAAAGCAAUAGCACAAUAAGCACAAGCAGCUUUACGGUGACCAACUGUUGCACCACCCACCUGCCGCAGCUAUCAAAGUUUACCUCAUCGUUCCACAUUGCCCCUACCACGGCAACAACCACAGCGGCAACAGCUACACCAACCCCAACAGCAGCAGCAACAACCACAACGAGCGACCAACAGCAGCAACAAAGUGGCUCAGCAGCAGCAGCGGCGAUGGCGAAUGCCAACUUGGAGGUGCCAACAUCGUCAUCGUCGUCAGCGGCCACAAAGCGCCAGAAAGAUGUUGACAACAAGCUAGAAAAAUGCUUAAACGACAUGCUAAAGUUGAAGACCAGCAGCAACAGCAACAACACUAGUAACAUCAAUAAUAAUGCUAUCAUGUCGCAAUCGUUGACAGGCGAGCACAAAGAGCCGAAGCCUGCAGUCGAAGGCCCCACGAGCAGCAGCACUAGCAAGUACGCGGGAGAAUCUCAGAUCCCAGUGCCAGUACAGCUUUACGAUCCACAGAAGCCGUUGCUGCAACAACAGCAGCACCAGCAGCAGCAACAAAGGAUUUGUUAUCCCAUAGGAAAAUCGAAUUCUACCUCACAGUUACCCAUGGGCGGCUAUCAACGUUUGCUGCAACACCAGCAGCAUCACCAACAGCAACAGCAACCGCAUCAGGAACAGCAGCAAUAUCCUCAACACAAGCGACCCUUUUUAAACUGGAAUAGCUUUGCAUGUUCCGCCAUGAAUGGUGCGAGUGAUCCCUUCAUGCAGCAGCAACAUAUACCUGCCCAUCAGCAACAGCAGCAGCAGCCACAUUUGCCCCACAAGCUUCAGCAGUCGUACUCUUCCUCGCAUGUGCCAAAGCAGGCACCCAAAUCGGGACUGGCCAUGUUUCUGCAAAAGAACACCAACAAGGAGAACAAGUUUGGCCAGCCGCUGCAGCAACAGCCGCCCGGCAUGAUGCCCCAGAUGUACGGCUACCAAGCGCCUCAGCAGCCAUCCAAGAUCGGCUAUCCCCGCACCGGUGCCCCACUGACGCACUCGGCCUCCUUCAGCUCCGCCCAAAGGCCGACGGCCCUGCAGUUCCACCAGCAACAUCAACAGCAACAACAGCAGCAACAGCAACACCCCCAGCAGCAUUCCAACUUUGGGCUGGGCAUGAUGAGUAGGAAUUACUAUAAUAUGCCCAAGCAGCCGGAGCGCAAGCCGUUGCAGACCUUCGAUCCGUAUGCCUAUCCCAAGCCGAAUCAGAUGCAGCCGGUCAAGUACCAACAGCAGCAGCAACAACAGCAACAUCAGCAACCGCAUCCGCAUACGCAGUUUCUGAAUGCUUCCGCUGGAGGUGGAGGUGGCGGUGCCGCUGGGCUUCAAUACGAUCCAAAUACAAAUACGCAAUUGUUUUACGCGUCGCCGGCGUCAUCGUCAUCGAACAUGCAACCGCAGCAACCACAACAGCAGCAGCAGUCGCAGCUACAACAAAGCAAUUCUGUCAUAUUCAAUCACUCAAGCCAGCAACACCAACCACAUCAACAGCAGCAGCAGAAUGAAAUGUCCAAGUCCGCUUUGGGGCUGCAUUUCAUCGAGACAGCAAAGCCCGUCAUUCAAGAUGAUGCUGAUGGUCACUUAAUUUACCACACCGGAGACAUUCUCCAUCACAGAUAUAAGAUCAUGGCCACACUGGGUGAGGGAACCUUUGGACGUGUGGUCAAGGUCAAAGACAUGGAGCGUGAUUACUGCAUGGCCUUGAAGAUUAUUAAGAACGUGGAAAAGUACCGUGAAGCUGCCAAGCUAGAGAUUAAUGCUUUGGAAAAGAUUGCCCAGAAGGAUCCGCAUUGCGAUCAUUUGUGCGUGAAAAUGAUUGACUGGUUUGACUACCAUGGCCACAUGUGUAUAGUUUUUGAAAUGUUGGGGCUUAGUGUUUUCGAUUUUUUGCGUGAGAACAACUAUGAGCCAUACUCGCUGGACCAAGUGCGCCACAUGGCCUAUCAAUUAUGCUAUUCUGUGAAAUUUUUACAUGACAAUCGUUUAACGCACACAGAUCUCAAGCCGGAGAAUAUACUCUUCGUCGAUUCAGAUUAUACUUCUCACUAUAAUCAUAAGAUUAACCGCGAGGUGCGCCGUGUCAAGAACACUGACGUUCGUCUGAUCGACUUUGGGUCGGCCACCUUUGACCACGAGCAUCACAGCACAAUUGUCUCGACGCGACAUUACCGCGCGCCUGAGGUCAUACUAGAGCUGGGGUGGUCACAGCCGUGUGAUGUUUGGUCCAUUGGGUGCAUCUUGUUUGAACUGUAUCUGGGAAUCACGCUCUUCCAAACGCACGACAAUCGCGAACACCUGGCCAUGAUGGAGCGAAUCUUAGGACAAAUACCAUAUCGCAUGGCACGCAAUCAUACUCUUUAUAGCAAAACCAAAACAAAGUACUUCUAUCACGGUAAGUUAGAUUGGGAUGAGAAGUCCAGUGCGGGUCGCUACGUCCGUGACCACUGCAAGCCGUUGUUCCUGUGCCAGCUGAGCGACAGCGAGGACCACUGUGAGCUGUUCAGUCUGAUCAAGAAGAUGUUGGAGUAUGAGCCCUCGUCCCGCAUCACGUUAGGUGAGGCCCUGCGUCAUCCGUUCUUCGACAGGCUGCCACCGCACCAUAGAGUGGGAGAAGUGAGCAACAAGCAGCCUCUUUCGUCGGGCAGCAGCAGCCGCGAACGGUCGCACAGCCUCUCCAGAUGAGAAUUACAGCGAUUUGGUUAUUGUUGACAGACAGCGCUAAUCAAGCACUCAUUCAUGCAAACAUACACUCAAAGCAGUCGUCCAGCAACGUCUUGCACCGGCCUCGUAGAGUAGAUCAGCAGCUCUGCAGGAGAACCCUAUUUUAAGUGCUAAAGUCUUUUUAUUCUAAAUUUUUUGAACUUGACUUGUAUAGAUGUUAAUUAUACAAAAUUUAUUGA